Molecule: messenger RNA, 3990 nt
Organism: Perognathus longimembris pacificus (Pacific pocket mouse)
Lineage: Eukaryota; Metazoa; Chordata; Mammalia; Rodentia; Heteromyidae
Gene: Emilin2
Product: elastin microfibril interfacer 2
Exons: 8
Coding region: 98-3337 (1079 amino acids)
Molecular function (GO): protein binding
Source: RefSeq, a predicted model, not a curated record
UGGUGGAGCGCGGCUGGGGCUCCCGCGUCUACCCCGGGGCGCCUGGGGCUGGUGCGCUCGGCCGGGGCGCUGCGCUGCGGACCCGCUCCCGCCCGCCAUGUGCCGACCCCACGCGCCCUGGCGCUGGGCGCUGGCGCUGCUGGCCCUGGGAGGCUCGGGGCUGUGCCACGCCGGCCCCCAGCCCGGCCGCCCCGCGCGGCCCAGCGCCAGGAACAAGAACUGGUGCGCCUUCAUCGUGCACAAGAACGUGAGCUGCUCGGUGCAGGAGGGCAGCGAGAGCUUCGUACAGGCGCAGUACAACUGUGGCUGGAGCCAGUUGCCCUGUCCGUCGGCGCUCGUGUAUCGGGUGAACUUCAGACCCAGGUAUGUCACCAGGUACAAGACAGUGACACACUUGGAAUGGAGGUGCUGCCCUGGUUUUAGAGGCACAGACUGUCAAGAGGGCCUGAAGGACCCAUCCAGGACCCUCCGCCCCACCCCUGCACGGCCUCGAAACAGUGUGAAGAAAGCCACAGAUACUGAGCCAAGUCAAGUCUCACAGCCCAAGCAGACCUUGUCACCAACUCGUGCAGCGGAACCAAGCCAAGCAGGGGAUCCAAAGCAGGGGCCCCAGGAGCUGCAGGAGAAGAAAAUUCAAGUGCUUGAGGAGAAAGUCCUCCGCCUCACCCGCAUGGUUGUGGACCUCCAGUCUUCCAUGGCUGGGGUGCAUGAGAACCUCAGACACAUCAUUCAGGAGGAUGCCAGCAAAACGCUGGCUCCGGGGCUCAGCCCCCUGCACCCCCAGCCGGCACCGGGCGGUGACACUGCUGGAGACUUGGAUAAUGUGCAGCCUCCCGGCCUCUUGGGCACCAAGGAAUCUGGUAUGAAGGACAUCAAGUCGGAACUGGCCGAAGUCAAAGAUACGCUGAAAACCAAGAGCGACAAGCUGGAAGAGCUGGAUGGGAAAGUGAAGGGUUAUGAAGGGCAGCUCAAGCAGCUGCAGGAGGCAGCCCAGGGCCCUACGGUGACCAUGACGACCAAUGAGCUCUACCAAGCCUAUGUGGACAGCAAGAUGGAGGCCCUGAGAGAGGAGCUCAUGGAAGGGAUGGACAGGAAGCUGGCUGACCUGAAGAACACGUGCGAGUACAAGCUGGUGGGCCUCCAGCAGCAGUGUGAGGACUACGGGAGCAGCUACCUGGGGGUGAUCGAGCUGAUUGGGGAGAAAGAAGCCAGCCUGAGAAAAGACAUCAGCGACCUCCGAGCCCAGCUGCAGCAUCCUUCAUCCCGGCCAGAUUGCUGUAGUGGUGGGGGUGGCGGAGUGGACAGUGAUGUUGGUCAACAGAUCAAGACAUUAGACCAGAAAAUCGAGCGAGUGGCUGAAGCCACCAGAAUGUUGAAUGGAAGACUGGACAACGAGUUUGACCGCCUGGCAGUUCCUGAAGCAGACGCGGACUUCGAUGCAAGAUGGAAUGAACUGGAUGCCAGGAUCAACGUGACAGAGAAGAAUGCGGAGGAACACUGCUUUUACAUUGAGGAGACACUUCGGGGGGCCAUCCAUGGCGAGGUGGAUGACCUGAAGCAGCUUCUGGAUCAGAAGCUCCGCUCCCUGGAAGACCGUCUGGGCAGCGUUCUCCAGCUGGCCAAUGGCUCUGAGGUGGGGGUCGCUGCCCCCGGACCAGCCCUACCCCCCCGGGGGUCUGGCACAGGCAAUGAGCAGGUCUUGAUGGAGCUAAACCACCUAAAGGUCAAAGUUCAAGUGGUUGAGGACUUUUGCCUACAGAACUCUCAAGGAGGCCAUCAUGAGACGGAGGGUACUUUACCAAAUGGAGAGGACCACGUGGGUGACAUCCUGAGCCUUUUGGCAUCCCUAAAUGCCACCAUGCAGAGAAAAUUCCAAGAAACUGAAGAGAGCAUCCAGAAGCUUCAAGAGGAUUUCAGUUUUCUCUAUUUUCAACUAAAUCACACAGAAAACGAUGUGAGUCAGCUUGAGAAUGAAAUGACCAAUGAUCAAGCAGGUGAAAAUGGCGAAUCGGGUGGGUUUUCCAAAGUGGGUGAGCCAGACAGGAUGGCGGGGACCCUCCCGUCUCCCCAGGACCCCGGGGCUCAGUGCUGUGGACAGCUGGAGGCCAGGUGGCAGCAGUGGCAAGGCCAGCUGCUGGCGGAGCUGGACACUUGCAAGGAAACCACGCACGGCGUCCAUAGGGAGGUGUCCACAGUGGAGGGCAGGGUGUCGCAAAUGGAGAAGACGUGCAGCCAACUGGACGCCAUCUCUGGAAGUCUGCAGAGGAUCAAGGAGGGCCUGAACAAACACGUCAGCAGCCUGUGGACCUGCGUCAGGCAGAUGAACGGGACACUCAGGUCCCAUUCCAGAGACAUUUCUGGCCUGAAGAACUCUGUCCAGCAGUUCUAUAGCCAUGUUUUCCAGAUUUCCACUGACCUGCAAGAUCUGGUCAAAUUCCAGCCAGCAGCAACGGAGGCGCCAUCGGAAGCUCCCCAGCCCCCGGCCGAGACAGCCCCACAGGUGCCACCGACAGGACCCUCCACUGCAGAGGCCCCCACAGAACCGCCCCAGCCCAGGCCGCCGCCCCCCAAGAAGCCUGCACUCCCCCCGCACAUAGGCCAGCAGCCUGUGCUGCCCCAGAGGCCCCUGCAGCCGCUGCCCCCUCUGGUCUGGCCCGGCUGGCCAGGGCUGCCCUUGCCUGGCUCCACGGGAGUCAUCAUGGAGACGGGAGAGGCCGGGCCUCCGGGGAGGAUGGGUGUGUCGGGCAGGGGCCUGCCCCAUGGGGUGGACGGCCAGACAGGCCAGGCUCCGAUUCCCAGUGCCGAGGGCUACGCGGGAGCACCAGGCUACCCCAAGUCGCCUCCUGUAGCGCCUCCUAUAGCACCUCCAGGGGCUCCUGCGCCUGCCCUGGUGUCUUUCUCAGCCGGACUUACCCAGAAGCCCUUCUCCAGCGAUGGGGGUAUCGUCCUCUUUAACAAGGUGCUGGUAAAUGACGGGGAUGUAUACAACCCCAACACUGGGAUCUUCACCGCUCCCUAUGAUGGGCGCUACCUGAUCACGGCCACCCUCACCCCCGAGAGAGACACCUACGUAGAAGCGGUCCUGUCAGUCUCCAACGCCAGCGUGGCUCAGCUGCACACUGCAGGCUACAGGAGGGAGUUCCUGGAGUACCACCGCCCCCCCGGGGCUGUGCACACAUGUGGGGGCCCGGGGGCAUUUCACCUCAUUGUGCACCUGAAGGCAGGUGAUGGCGUCAAUGUCGUAGUGACUGGGGGCAGGUUGGCUCACACAGACUUUGAUGAAAUGUACUCCACCUUCAGUGGGGUUUUCUUAUAUCCUUUCCUUGCCCACCUCUAGGGGGAGGGUGGGUUGUAAAAACUUCAAAUCUUUAAUAUAUUCAACCUCUGUAUGUAAACGAGCACUGGCCUAGUUUUCUGCACCCACCACCCCACCUCCCCCAGGAUGAAGGCCUCACCUCGCCGUGAGGCCACGCCCUAGCCUCACGUGGCUCACGUGGCCACUCAUAACUGGACAACUGAAAGACCGGGAAAGCCUCUUGCUGAAGCCUGUAGACCUGCUCUGCUCCUCCCUCGCAUCUCCCCAGCCUUCUGCUCUGCACGAGGUCCUGGGCUGGGCCUACUUGGUGCUACCCUCAGAGCCUCACUGCUUCACCCUAGGACUGUGCCCUGCUGCUGAUGGCGAGGAAGAGCAGGUGGAAUGCCUAUCACUCAUAGCUGGUUUUCACUGGAAAGCAACACUGUAGCCAACUGCCUCUUUACACUGCAUGCAGGAGAAAGUUUAAACACUGAAGUGCUGUUGUGGCCCAAGCCACUGCCCUGGGACUCUGAGCUUUCAGCUUGGGCCCUUCUGUGCCCAGCUCACCAUUGUUGCCUGGGACUCACCCCUGAUGUGAAGGGUGAUCCUCCAGGGACUGUCUGGACUCCUUGAAUGACAUGCGCUAUUUUAAGUGCAAAGACAGGGAGUAUCAAUAAAGAUAAACCACUUUGUUA